GUUUGCCGGCUUGCGCGUGCGCAGUCAGUCGAGCGCAUUCGAGCGCGCACCUUUGCUUUUAUAAUUUUAAAAAACUUAUUUGUUAAGUGAUUGUUUGAGUGAUACAUGGAUGUGACAGGGAAUUGUUCCAGCUACAGGAUGAAAUGAAGGGUAGACCCCCGUUACCGCCAAGAAAGAUCCCAGUGCUGUUGGGCAAAUUAUUCUUACGUUGGAUAUUCACGAAAGCAGACCUCGUAUUUUUCGUAUACCGGCUUUUUUGGUAUGCAUUUCAAUCCCGGUCACCAAUGAAUAGUAGCGUGGAUUUCUUUGAAAGUUUAAUAGACGAGGACGGUCGCUUUGCUGAACUGAAUUGUCAGGAACCUAGUCACCGUGACCAUCAGAACACUCGUAGUAGACCAUUGGUUCAAGCAGAAAAUAUUAACAAUGGUGGUGGAAUUUCGUUGUCCCCGCCGCAUACAGUAUCCCAACGAGAAACAGCAACACAGGUGUCACAAUGCUAUAGCGGACCGCCUUCUCCUUGCGGCUCUUCGAGCUCUGCGUCUUCACCCACAGUGUCACCAGCGCCGCCCCCCGGCACCGCCACACUUGACCCGAACUGGCAGGCCACCAAACCCACCGUUAGAGAGAGGAAUGCUGCUAUGUUUAACAACCAACUAAUGGCUGAUAUCACAUUUAUUGUUGGAAGUCCAGGUCACACACAGAUAAUCCCGGCACACAAAUAUGUAUUGGCUACAGGCAGCUCAGUAUUUUAUGCAAUGUUUUAUGGAGGACUAGCCGAGUGCAAGCCAGAAAUUGAAGUGCCCGAUGUUGAACCAUCAGCUUUCCUUACAUUAUUGAAAUAUUUAUAUUGUGAUGAAAUCCAAUUGGAAGCUGAUACAGUUCUCUCUACAUUGUAUGUAGCAAAGAAAUAUUUUGUCCCUCAUUUGGCUCGAGCUUGCGUUAACUAUUUGGAAACUAGCCUUACAGCAAAGAAUGCAUGCCUUCUGCUAAGUCAAUCUCGAUUUUUUGAAGAGCCAGAACUUAUGCAGAGGUGCUGGGAAGUAAUUGAUGCUCAGGCGGAGAUUGCCCUGACAUCUGAAGGGUUUGUUGAUAUUGAUGUCUCAACUCUGGAGUCGGUAUUAGCCAGAGAAACGCUAAACUCUAAAGAAAUUAACCUAUUUGAAGCUGCUUUGGCAUGGGCCCAGGCGGAAUGCGUGCGCCGGGAAAUAGAGACCACUCCAGCAAAUAAGCGAGCUAUGCUGGGCAGUGCCAUAUAUUUAAUUCGCUUCCCCACUAUGACAUUAGAGGAAUUUGCUAACAGUGCUGCACAACUGGGUAUCUUAACUCCACAAGAAACAAUUGACAUAUUUCUACAUUUCACUGCAGCUAAUAAGCCACAACUCUCAUAUCCCAUCAAACAAAGAGCUGGACUUAAAGCUCAGAUUUGCCAUAGAUUCCAGUCAUGUGCAUACCGCAGCAAUCAAUGGAGGUACCGUGGCCGCUGUGAUUCAAUACAAUUCUGUGUGGACAAGAGAAUUUUUGUUGUCGGAUUUGGACUAUAUGGAUCUUCGAAUGGUGCAGCAGAUUAUAAUGUUAAAAUUGAGUUGAAGCGUUUAGGCAGAGUACUAGCUGAAAACAAUACUAAAUUCUUCUCUGAUGGAUCAAGUAACACUUUCCAUGUUUACUUUGAAAAUCCAAUACAAAUUGAACCAGAAUGUUUCUAUACAGCAUCUGCGAUUCUUGAUGGCAGUGAACUAAGUUAUUUUGGGCAAGAAGGUCUAAGUGAAGUUUAUAUGGGGACAGUGACUUUUCAAUUCCAUUGUUCAUCGGAGAGUACUAAUGGAACGGGAGUACAAGGAGGACAAAUACCUGAACUCAUCUACUAUGGACCUACCAUGAAUACUUCCCUACCAAAUCCCAAUGCAAGUGAUGACUGACGAUUGAAUAGAAGACGAUAUCUCAAUUAUUACUCAGUAUAGUUAAGUAGGUUUACAUUUCAUCACGAUUCAAAGAGAAUAUUUGAAUAUUUAUAUUAUGCAUCAUUCCCAAAUGUUAAAUUAUUUUGUUGGAUAUUAAAAAUCUUGUGUAUAUUGUUGAUCUUGGAUAGCAAAUAAGUACCUAAAAAUGUGAUAUGGGUGUUGUAAUAGCUCUCUAUAAAUUCAUAGGUGUAAGGCAGCUACGUCAUAAUUCAUACAAAAUUUUCAUUGCAAUA
This is a messenger RNA of Papilio machaon (common yellow swallowtail), 2191 nucleotides long. RefSeq names its product BTB/POZ domain-containing protein 6 (gene lute). Lineage: Eukaryota; Metazoa; Arthropoda; Insecta; Lepidoptera; Papilionidae. Gene Ontology annotation, molecular function: protein binding. Gene Ontology annotation, cellular component: cytosol. The record is from RefSeq and is a predicted model, not a curated record. The transcript has 7 exons. Gene Ontology annotation, biological process: neurogenesis. Bases 144 to 1916 code for a protein of 590 amino acids.